CAACGGCGGUCAAUCCAAUCCACUCACAGUUUUUGCGUUGCUUCGCGCGUCUGUCGGCGUCGGCUAGGAAGUUGCAGUUCCUGACGCGCAAAAAGUUUAACUGCCUGAUCUUUGAGAGUCCAACAUGACCUGACAGAGGGUACGAAAAGGAGCUCCUCUCCUUCCAGCGCAACCUUAACGCCCAUUCUACCGCUGUCGGACGUCCGAAUCACGGUAGUUCGCCUCCACGUCUGCGGCUACUGGGGGGCCGGCGCGCUUUCAAAAGCGCUUUCGUCGUGUGAGCGAUCGGGCCGCUACAGCGAAGUAAGAAAACGAAAACCAUGGGCAAGUGCUGCAUCCCGAGCUGUCGCAACUCGCGCGAGCGGAUACCGGGCCUCACGUUUCACCAGAUCCCGUCGAACGAACCGUGUCGCACAAGGUGGAUGGAGGUACUCACCAAGAACGGCGUCAACGCGUUCACCGAAUGGACGCUCGUCUGCGGCGAGCAUUUCACGCACGAAGACUACAAGAUGACAGCGCGCAAGAACUUCCUGCUGCCCUCGGCCGUGCCGUCCGUGUUCACGAUCAGGCCUUGCAGGAACGCGCCGAAGAAACGGGGUCGCAAGCCCAAGGCCUUGCUGCUGCAGCAACAGCAGCAGCAGCAGUUCGCGGCUCGAGCGGGGGCACCGCAAAGAGUGACAGUUCUGCGAUCCGUAGUCGCCGGGGACGCCGAUACUGCGGAUGACGACGAAGACUACGACCCGAGGAGCGGCGGUAGCGUUGGCGUGCGACGCACGGGCCGGCCGCGCAAGCGGAAGGUGUUCACGGACAUGGUGGUCUACAUGCCCAAAACGGCGUCCGACGCGCCACAGGCCGAGGACGACGAAGACGACGCCGGCGAGGAGGAUAUGCAGACGAUCACCCUGACGUUUCCGCGCGAAGACGAAGAUGAAGACAGUGCUUCGGAGGAGUACGGCGCGACGUCGUCUGCUGGGAAGUUGUCGGAAGGCGUGCGUCUCGAAGAGCUCUCGCAGCAGCCUGCUGCCGCAACGCCGGACGAGGCGGUGCAGUUUAGCGAGGGCGGCGAGAAGCAGCCGCCGAAGAACCUGAACGUCAUUGUCUUCACCAAUCAACCGCGGCCGGCGUCGAGUUCCGUUAGGACUCGAACUGACGACCUCGGUGCUGGAAGUGUGGAGGUCAACGAAUCCUCGUCCGAUUACCCGGGCCGGCCCAAGCGACGCUGCUGCCAGAUACAGACACAGCGGCUGCUGUUUUACAAGAGCGUAAUCACUAAGCUCAGGAAACGUGUCCUGGCCCUGGAGGCCAGUUUGGCCGAGAAAGAAAGGGAACUGGCGGCUAUCGAAGCGCAAAAAGACCUUGAAUUGUUGUAGCAUAUGGUGAUCCGUUUUAAGAAUGAAGUGGCAAUGAGAACAUGGCCGUCAUCGUAUUGCAGAUACUGUGUGCAUUAUUUUUGUUGUUCUCCAGGUGUGGCUGUUGAGAAAGAGGCAUGCCACUUUGCAGGACAAGAUGUCCCGUUUUAUGUUCAAAAUAAAGAGUAUGGGUACUCGCACAUACUUAAGUUAUGGGCUGUUGCUACUUCAUGUACCAGAAGGUUUUUGAUUAGCUCGGAAGCUCACUCCUUAAAGGCUUCUUGCAACACAAAACAUUCUGCAGAUUUUCUACUGUUCUAGAUCUGCUAUGCAAGAAGUAGGUUUACGGCAACAUUUCCAUGCUGUUUUGAGCCUGGAAUGGCCUGUAGCUGUUCUCUUUAUCAAUGAAGCACGGCUAGUACAGUAUAAACCCCACGAUGACAAGCGACAGGAUGCAGAUGGUUGUCGUGCCCGCUCGUCACCUACAAGUCGAACCCCACGUGUGCGACGACUUUGGGCGAUGUCGCCCCGGUGCUGCCGGUAUCAGGGCGACAAAUACGCACCCAAACUGGCGUGACGCAUACUGUAAUAAUUUUUGUUUUGCUGUACAGAGCAGCGUAAAGUAUUUCUGAAGGUCUUGCAGUAGGUUUUUUUUAAUCCUUGCACGCAUGAAAAUUCGGUUGUCUGCUCGUUUUGCAAGACAGCCGAUAGUAUCACUGCUGUACAUCCUGUUAUGGCUUCGCGCUAUCGGCUAGUCACUCAUAGCACUUCCAGGCGACGAGAACAAGCAGUCCGAUUGUGCAAUGGCCUGUUUUUCCGCUGGAAGCCAUCGCUCGUUGCUGUCGCACACUAUAUCGUUCUCAUGGGGUUUGAGUUUAAUGCAGUGAUGCCAAGCUGAAGUGUUUGACCUCAGUUGGCUUUCCACAAAUGGCACUGUUGCAUUUGAGGUAGACUGAAAGAGAUAGUGGCACACCUUGGUACUACAACAAGAGACGUAUCGUACUUUGCAUUUACUUACCUUGCGGAUACACGCAAAGUGCAUCGAGUGGCCAGUCGCGCUGCAAUUUUGGGUGUAGCAUUCGUGGGCUUCUUUCACGCUCGGAAAAACACUUAUGUAGCACGUUUUGAGCAACAAAGCUGUAUUGCGAGUUCAUGUUGCUCUGAAAUUUUCUCAUUGACACUUUUCAUCCAAUUAUGAUAUUUGAGAAGUUAAUUAGGAUUAUGUAAUUAGGCGAAAUGCAACAAAAAAUCUGAGUAUCUCCAAGCGACAGCAAACAACAUUAGCUUGGUUCUGUUCAGCCAUGUGGCAUUUGCAUAUUUUUUAAUCUUGGUGCAUGAUAGUUGGGACACCCUGUACAUGCAUGAAAUAGGGCGGCUACAUGCAAGAACAAGUUUGUAGGUUUCCUGAUGGGCUCCCCAAUAUGAAACUGCUUGCAACACCGCGCAGUUUGCAUUUGAAAUCAACCUGGUAGUUAGUCUCUGUGCAGCGGAUGGCAUGAAGUUGAUUCUGUAAAGAAUCUAUCCGACAGACUGGAUGGCUGGCUUACUGGUAGGCUUUAUUAUCCAAAAACACCACCUGUGCUACGAAAAAUGGUUUAAUUCCGACCACUGAGCGUUCCUUAAUGUGUCCCUAAAUCAAAGAGCACCUCUCGCACUUUGCCCACAUCUGAAUUCUUGGUGUGGGUUUUACUCUGAACAGCCGAUUGCAUUCGUUUAUGCAUUUGUUCAUGCUUUGGUUAAAACAUGAUGGAAUGCUACAUCUAGUAAUAUAUCCAGCCUGGGAUAUCGGACCCAGAAUCGGCAUUGAUGGCAUACCUUCGCUCUUCACUUUCCCGGUGUUCGCAUUGUGCUGUGCUUACUUUCUGCAGAAUGCAUGCAUUCAAAAAAAGUCAAUUUUCAAAGAAAUUGAAAGCAUAAGUGAUGAGCUAUAAGAACGAGGAACUCCGUAACAGUCAUCUUGCAGAGUGUUCACUAAGUGGGGGGGGGGGGCGUGUCUCGCAUGUCCUGCUUCCAAAUAGGUGGCGCUCUGGACAGCAAGUGCCCGAUUUAUAGAAGCAAGCUGAAUGCUGCUCCAAACAGCAGAAGAGCUCUUGGUGUUGUCCAAAAGUUUGUCGUAGUUCUUGAAGUACCACCAGAGUUCUGUCUUCCAAAGCACCAGGGGUGUUCUAGAGAUCAGGUGGCAUUCUCUAAACAUAUCCAGGAGACUGGGCAGCUCAUAAGUGCCGUUUGCAGCAAUUGGCUUAGGUUAGGUUUGGAGUCUCGCCGCCGCAGUGCCGUUUCCUUCCCAACACAGGAAAAGCUUCUUAGGCAUCCUUAAAAGCCGUCAAAGGUGUGGCCUGCUUUGCCACAUGCGAAUUUCGAAACACGUUCCAGCAGUUGGAACGUCUGGCAGUGAACACUCGACACAACCAGCUCUUACUUAGUGAAAUCAGAUUUUUUCUUUUAUUUCGUACCUUACACUUGGGUAGACAACUUUGUACAAAAGAAAAAAAAAGGAGAA
Molecule: messenger RNA, 3849 nt
Organism: Dermacentor silvarum
Lineage: Eukaryota; Metazoa; Arthropoda; Arachnida; Ixodida; Ixodidae
Exons: 1
Coding region: 321-1370 (349 amino acids)
Source: RefSeq, a predicted model, not a curated record